AUGGCAGCCAUGGCACCAGAUACGUCAAGCAGCGAAGACAGCGACGGUGACGUCGGUGACGUCUCCGACUUCGAAGCCCGAAUGGCUGCCUGGGAAGCCGACCAGGAUCAAAGUGACCUCGAAGUGGUCUUCGACAGGGCCAGCGAAGAUCAAGCGGAAGCCACCUGCCAGCGCCAGCAGCGCGUUUGGGCCUUGUUGGCAGAACGUUGGGCGAGCCCGGAGGAGGUGGAGGACUUGAAAAGGAUGAAGGAUAUCAUUGAUUCAGCGGCCACAAGCUGCGAGCUGGAUGACUUUGGAGAACUGGCGCGCAGGCCUGCUGCAGUUGGGCCCAAACUUUGGAUUGGAAGUAAAGCAGAUGCAGCUGAUGAGCAUUGGCUGGCGGAACAGCAGAUCCAGGCCGUGCUGAAUUGCACUGAAGAGGCACUAUCUCCACGGCGCCAGCAGAUUUAUGAAAGGCUGGGACUGGAAUAUAUGCAUCUUGCCAUGCAUGAUGAUCCGAGUGAAAAUCUGGCAGAGGCAGUUGAAGCUGCACGGCCCUGGCUGCAGCGGAUGAAGGAUCAACGGACACUGGUGCAUUGCUUUGUAGGAGGCAAUCGUUCAGUGGCAGUAGUCAUCUCGCACUUAGUGCUGGAUCAAGCUAUGGAUUUUUGGGAAGCGCUUGAAAUCGUGGCCGCAGCGCGCGGCCGAGUGCUAGGGAGCGGAUCCUUCCCACUGCAGUUGCUGCGGCUGUUGGUUCCCCAGCCUGAAGCUGACCUUCAAAAAAGGAGCGUGGCAGAGAUCAGCUGA
Molecule: messenger RNA, 786 nt
Organism: Cladocopium goreaui
Lineage: Eukaryota; Dinophyceae; Suessiales; Symbiodiniaceae
Source: the annotation of a GenBank genome assembly